CACGCGUGGAAAUAUAGAUGCAGAUGGUGGAAUAGCGAGAAAUCCUUCGCGCGCAUCUCUGACGCGGCACUAGUAUUUUUAGCAGACGCGGCGAAAUAGCGGACCGAUUUGAUUAGAUUUUUUUUCACGCGCAAGAUCGGGCCGAAUUUUGCGCACAUUUCACCGGAGCGCCGAUCGGCAGGAAUGAGUAUAGAAAUCCCCGAGGGCUUGACGGAGCUUUUGCAGAGCUUUACCGUGGAGGUCCUGAGGAAUCAGCCCGGGGAUCUGCUGGAGUUCGCCCUGCAGUACUUCACCCGGAUCAAGGAGAACGAGACCCGCGGCGGCGCGUUCGGCAAUGAGCACAAUUCGGCCGGGCGAACUGGCAAAGCCGUCAACUUCAUCGAGGAGGCCAUGCAGAUCGACUCUGAGAACGGAGAGGAAGACGACGAUGAUGAAGAAUUCGUAGCUCCUGUAAUCAACAGAUUUGUCCGGAGAGCUUCUGUGUGUGCAGAGUCGUAUAACCCUGAUGAGGAUGAAGAGGAGAGGGAACCGAGGGUCACUUACCCUAAAACAGACGAGCAGAGGCAAAGACUACAGGAAGCCUGCAAAGACAUCAUACUGUUCAAAAACCUGGACCAGGAACAGAUGUCCGAAUUGUUGGAUGCCAUGUUUGAGAAGGUAGUUGUGACUGGGGUGCGCAUUAUCGAUCAAGACGACGAUGGCGACAACUUUUACGUCAUUGAGAGAGGGACGUUUGAUAUUCUGUUGAAUGUGGAGGGCACUACGCGGACCGUGGGAUGUUAUGAUAACCGAGGGAGUUUUGGAGAGCUCGCCCUCAUGUAUAACACCCCAAGGGCGGCCACCAUCAUUGCUACCUCAUCUGGAGCCCUGUGGUGCCUAGAUCGAUUGACAUUCAGAAGGAUCAUUGUAAAAAACAAUGCGAAGAAAAGAAAAAUGUACGAGGCAUUUAUUGGGACCCUUCCACUGCUCACGUCACUGGAGGUUUCAGAGAGAAUGAAAGUUGUUGAUGUUUUGUCGACCAAAGUAUACAAGAAUGGGGAACAGAUCAUCGCUCAGGGUGAUUUGGCUGAUUGCUUCUACAUCGUAGAGUCAGGACACGUCAGGAUUGCUAUGAAGAGAAGCAAAUCAAAAAAUAAUACUGAGGAUGAAGAAGUGGAGAUCGCCAUGUGCUCUAGGGGGCAGUAUUUUGGAGAGUUGGCUCUCGUCACUAACAAACCACGGGCAGCAUCUGCAUAUGCUGUGGACAACGUCAAAUGCUUAGCAAUGGACGUGCAGGCAUUUGAGAGGUUAUUAGGCCCCUGCAUGGACAUCAUGAAACGGAACAUUGCGAAUUACGAAGAGCAGCUGAUCACACUCUUCGGGAGUCAAAUCGCAAUACAGGAGCCGAAUGCAUGAAAUCAGUUAUUCGAUAAACAUCACAAACUAAAAAUGCAACAUGAAACGAUGAGAAAAUAGUAUGUAGAGGCCUGUGGUCAAGAAAUCAUAUUAACAUAGGUCAUACGCUUGAAGUUAUUGUUUUGCAUUCACGGAUGAAACUCUGAUGUUCAUGAUUUUUAGAUGUGAAAAAGCCAAAUAUGUCAAUGUUUGUGUCUGGGAUACUCAAGGUUUAUGAGGGUUUUUCACGAGGCUUUGGGGUCAUAUUUGAAAUUUAGUACAGUGUUUAUCCAGAUCCGUUGUUGUUUUUUAACACGGUUAGUGUUUGAUUCACAUGUUACAGAGACAAUGGCUGCGGUUUUUAAACGUGACAGGACUUGCAGGACUGCGUCAUUGUCAUAUACAGCUCCUACACAGUAAUGGGAUUUUCAGUCAUCUAUCUUAAAGUUAUACUUUUGAAUUCUGAUCUACAGUCAUCUGUGUUUUCAGUGUCACAUAUUAUUCAUUUUCGACAUGUCUACCAUUUUUUGACGAACAAAAAAGUAAUUUAUGAAUUUAGCACCUGCAGUUUGGAAGAACUUCACAAAUUGCAUCUCAUUCACAAUGAAUACAAGGUAAAUAAUUCCGUUUAGCUAUUUAGAGCCCAAAAUUGUCCCCAUUUACUUUUUGUGCAUGAUUCAUCAGAGAACAUUAAUCCAAAAGAGAAAAAAAAUGUGAACCUACUUAGAGGACAGGGCACAUGUCACGAUGACACAAGAAUAUUUACCAUGGUUUUACUACAGUAACCAUAUUUUAACCAUGAUAUUUGUUGUGAAACCAUAGUGAUAAUACAGGAAAAAGAAAACUAUAGUAAUAUAAAUCAUCAUUUUGCAGUUAUUAUGGUUUAACUAUACAAAUUUUGUUUUUUCCAGUUUCGGUAGAAAUAAUUUUUCUAUAGUAAUAUUGUAGUAACCAUGAAAAGUAACCAUCAUUUUACAACAGGUAUUUCUAAUAAAACCAUAAUAAAACAAAAUUAUGGAUUUAUUACCAUAAUUUUUAUUUUACUGUAUUAUUACAACAGUAUUACUAUGAAUAUCAAUGUUAAAAUAUGGUUACUAUAGUAAAACCACAUUCAAUUUUAAUGCAAGUGCACAGAAAACUUUUGCGAGAGGCACACAAAUCUAUUGCGAGGGAACACAAAACUAUUGCGAGGGAACGCAAAACUAUUGCGAGAGGAACGCAAAACUAUUGCGAGGGAACACAAAUCUAUUGCGAGGGAACGCAAAACUACUGCGAGGGAACGCAAAACUAUUGGGAGGGAACACAAAACUAUUGCGAGAGGCACGCAAAACUAUUGUGAGAGGAACGCAAAACUAUUGGGAUGGAAAGCAAAACUAUUGCGAGAGGCACGCAAAACUAUUGCGAGAGGAACGCAAAACUAUUGGGAUGGAAAGCAAAACUAUUGCGAGAGGAACGCAAAACUAUUGCCAGAGGAACGCAAAACUAUUGCGAGAGGAACGCAAAACUAUUGCGAGGGAACGCAAAACUAUUGCGAGAGGAACGCAAAACUAUUGAGAUGGAAAGCAAAACUAUUGCCAGAGGAACGCAAAACUAUUGCGAGGGAACGCAAAACUAUUGAGAUGGAAAGCAAAACUAUUGCGAGGGAACACAAAACUAUUGCGAGAGGAACGCAAAACUAUUGAGAUGGAAAGCAAAACUAUUGCCAGAGGAACGCAAAACUAUUGCCAGAGGAACGCAAAACUAUUGCGAGAGGAACGCAAAACUAUUGAGAUGGAAAGCAAAACUAUUGUGAGGGAACGCAAAACUAUUGCCAGGGAACGCAAAACUAUUGGGAGAGGAAUGCAAAACUAUUGGGAGGGAACGCAAAACUAUUGUGAGGGAACGCAAAACUAUUGCGAGAGGAACGCAAAACUAUUGUGAGGGAACGCAAAACUAUUGCGAGAGGAACGCAAAACUAUUGCGAGGGAACGCAAAACUAUUGGGAGAGGAAUGCAAAACUAUUGCGAGGGAACGCAAAACUAUUGGGAGAGGAAUGCAAAACUAUUGCGAGGGAACGCAAAACUAUUGGGAGAGGAAUGCAAAACUAUUGCGAGGGAACGCAAAACUAUUGCGAGGGAACGCAAAACUAUUGGGAGAGGAACGCAAAACUAUUGCGAGGGAACGCAAAACUACUGCGAGGGAACGCAAAACUAUUGAGAUGGAAAGCAAAACUAUUGCGAGAGGAACUCAAAACUAUUGCGAGAGGAACGCAAAACUAUUGUGAGGGAACGCAAAACUAUUGGGAGAGGAAUGCAAAACUAUUGGGAGGGAACGCAAAACUAUUGGGAGAGGAAUGCAAAACUAUUGGGAGGGAACGCAAAACUAUUGUGAGGGAACGCAAAACUAUUGGGAGAGGAAUGCAAAACUAUUGGGAGGGAACGCAAAACUAUUGUGAGGGAACGCAAAACUAUUGGGAGAGGAAUGCAAAACUAUUGCGAGGGAACGCAAAACUAUGGGAGAGGAAUGCAAAACUAUUGGGAGGGAACGCAAAACUAUUGUGAGGGAACGCAAAACUAUUGUGAGGGAACGCAAAACUAUUGGGAGAGGAAUGCAAAACUAUUGCGAGGGAACGCAAAACUAUUGGGAGAGGAACGCAAAACUAUUGGGAGAGGAAUGCAAAACUAUUGCGAGGGAACGCAAAACUAUUGGGAGAGGAAUGCAAAACUAUUGUGAGGGAACGCAAAACUAUUGGGAGAGGAAUGCAAAACUAUUGCGAGGGAACGCAAAACUAUUGGGAGAGGAAUGCAAAACUAUUGUGAGGGAACGCAAAACUAUUGGGAGAGGAAUGCAAAACUAUUGUGAGGGAACGCAAAACUAUUGGGAGGGAACGCAAAACUAUUGGGAGGGAACGCAAAACUAUUGUGAGGGAACGCAAAACUAUUGGGAGAGGAAUGCAAAACUAUUGCGAGGGAACGCAAAACUAUUGGGAGAGGAAUGCAAAACUAUUGCGAGGGAACGCAAAACUAUUGGGAGAGGAAUGCAAAACUAUUGGGAGAGGAAUGCAAAACUAUUGCGAGGGAACGCAAAACUAUUGGGAGAGGAACGCAAAACUAUUGCGAGGGAACGCAAAACUAUUGGGAGAGGAACGCAAAACUACUGCGAGGGAACGCAAAACUAUUGCGAGGGAGAAAUAGUUUUGUUAUGUUCCACCCACUUUUAACAAUCCAAUCAAUUCCCAAUGGAUAAAAUCAAGUCCCAUCCUACAUUUGUUUUUUUAAUUGAAUACCCUGUUUCACUCUGAAAUACGUCUGAUAAUGGAAGUAAAAUGGGUUGCGAACGGUGCUUGACGUUGACUUAGUACAAUAUAUGCGUUAGUAUACUUUACAACCAUGUAACAAAUUGCUUGGGAAUACAGUAUGAAAAGGGACAUAUACAUGCAAAGGACAAAUAUAUGAAAGAAGAAAUUGAAAUACAGUUUGAAUAUUAUUGCACUUUGAUGCCAGUGUAACGAAAAAGGCCUGAUUUAUGGUUGCACAGCUCUAAAUGUUUUCAACUCUUAAAUGCUCCUUACUGUUACUUCUGGAUAUAGACAUUGUGUUUACUUUUUUAAAUGGUGUAGCACAUUUAUAUGAGUUGACUGAUUGAUGCACCUUUCAAAAUUGAGAUUUGUGUGUGUGUGUGUGUGUGUGUGUGUGUGUGUGUGUGUGUGUGUGUGUGUGUGUGUGUGUGUGUGUUUAACUAAAGUAUUUCACACAGAAUUCGGAAAUAUUUGACAUGCACAAACAAUAUGUUCACAUGUUUUCUAAAAGCCAAACUCAAAAAGUUAAAGAGCAUUUUCUUUCUUAAUGUGCAUAUUUUUUCAUUUAUCUUUAUUAUUUAUUUCUGCGAUAUUUAGACAAUGUCUUUCUCUCUCUGCUAUUUUCUGAGAAGUUUCUCCUCUUUGUUGAUUGGAUGUUUUUUUGCUUCAACGGCAAGUCACAAGCAUUUAAGUAAUAUCCAUUUCUUCCUAGAAUAUAAGAAGAAAUUACCAUCACUACAUUCAUUACUGUCUACCUCUAAUAUUAACAACUUCAUCAACUCUUCCCAUGUUGAUCCCAACAGGUUUGUUGCUUGUUAACUAACCUGUAGUGAGUCCCUAUACCGCAUCUGUCUAUGUAACAUUACACCACCCUGUUCUCUAAAAAAAAAAAGAUUUUAAUUUGCAAACAAUGUUCAUUUUUAUUGUGUGAAUUUCUGCCGCCUAUUUGAGAUAUUAAGUCACUAAUGGUUUUUAUGUCCUGAAAAAUGAAUCAAAGGUCUACAGUCUCUCAGUGCAAGAGAGCCCAGUAUUAUACACUCAGUAAUAUUUGACUUUCCAUUCAAAUAAAGAACAAUUUUGUAUUUAAAAAC
Messenger RNA from Xyrauchen texanus (razorback sucker), 5742 nucleotides. Its product is annotated as cAMP-dependent protein kinase type II-beta regulatory subunit-like. Gene Ontology annotation, cellular component: cAMP-dependent protein kinase complex. Gene Ontology annotation, molecular function: cAMP-dependent protein kinase regulator activity. Gene Ontology annotation, biological process: regulation of protein phosphorylation. The transcript has 11 exons. The coding region runs from base 184 to 1395 and encodes 403 amino acids. The record is from RefSeq and is a predicted model, not a curated record. Lineage: Eukaryota; Metazoa; Chordata; Actinopteri; Cypriniformes; Catostomidae.